This is a messenger RNA of Patella vulgata (common limpet), 3153 nucleotides long. Its product is annotated as tetratricopeptide repeat protein 41. The record is from RefSeq and is a predicted model, not a curated record. Lineage: Eukaryota; Metazoa; Mollusca; Gastropoda; Patellidae. The transcript is spliced from 14 exons. Gene Ontology annotation, cellular component: Cul4-RING E3 ubiquitin ligase complex. The coding region runs from base 163 to 3153 and encodes 996 amino acids.
AAUUCCGGUUCAUUGACAACAUGUAAACAAAUUGACCUGCUUACCUAUUAAUAUUAUGAAGUUAUAAUUAGUUUUGACAAGUUAUGUGAUGGCAUGAGAAGAAGUUGUUAUCAAUGGAUGUGAAGGCAAUUGACAGAUAGAAAGCAAAUCUAUACCCUCAAGAUGACCACAAGAAAAGAGUUUGAACUGCGUAAAGCUGUGUCUCCAUAUGUUUGCUCUUCACCACAAGAUUUUGAGGCAGAGAGACAAUUUCUUUCACAAGUUAUUUUCCCAAAAGUAAAUAACUUCUGCUCACAACGGGGAGCACACUUUUCACCUUUUGACAUAUUGUGGUCAGAAAAGGAUAAUUAUUUCAAAAAUGGCCAGUUGCUGCAUUUUUUGUUGGAUUUUGCCAGGAAAUGUUCUCCAUAUCUGAUUUGUUUGUUGGGAGACAGAUAUGGACCUUACAGACCAGAGAAUGCCGCUCCUCUUCCCAGGAACAUUACAUCAAUUCCAAAUGAACCUUUAAUUGACCCGUUAGAUGAAAACUUUCGAGUGGCGGCCAUGACAGGUCAUUCUUGGAUUCUGGAACCAUCACACCAGAUGGCAAGUAUUUUGGAGUUAGAAAUUAUACAAGCAGCAUUCUUGGGAGAGACAGAACACUGUACUUUCUAUUUCCGACAGAGUGAACACCUUAAAGAAAAAUUAAAUGUUGUUGAGUCGAGUGAACAUGAAAGGUGUAAAUGUGAUUAUUUACCAGAAAAUGAACAUGCAGAGUUAAAAGUUAAAGACUUGAAACAAAGGAUAAUAAAUAAAGGAUUACCAGUGAAAUAUUUUAAAACUAUAAAUGAACUGGGUGAUCUAGUAUUAAAAGACUGGAUGACUAUUAUUGAUAUGAUUUAUCCCCCACUAUACAAUGAUGGUGAUUUUCUAGAAACGGAAGAAUACCGAGAAUGGGUGUGUCAACAGUGCUAUGGUUUGACUCGUCUAGAAAACUAUGUUGGUUCCGACAUGGCAGAAGAUAUCACGAAUCAAUUGACUGAUUUUGCAUUAACCACAGAAAUAGUACCCUCAGCAGAUGUGGAUUCUAAUAAAUUGUCCAGAUUCCAAUUGUCUGCAUUAAGUAACUACCUGUUGAAAAGAAACCAAACUGUUGCCCAGUAUGAUUCGCUAUUAGUAAUAUCAGGUGAUAAAGGCAUUGGGAAAUCAUCUCUUAUAGCAAAAUGGCUGCAAGAGUUUCGUCCGACCCAUCCAGAAAUGAUGAUAAUCAGUCAUUUUAUUGGAUGUAGUCAGAAUAGUACAGAUAUAGCUGUUAUUUUACGGAGAUGUGUUGCUGACAUCAAAAAAACAUUAAAAGAAAAAUCCAAGCAUGAAUCAUUUGCAGAAUUAGAUCAAACAAAGACAUUUCAGGAACUAUCAGAAGCAUUUCUAGCAGCUGUUUCUUCUCUACCUUGUCUCUUGGUGAUAGAUGGGUUGGAUGAACUCUCAGGUUCUUUAGGACAAACACCACAAGAGGUGAAGGAUUUUAAUUGGCUGCCUUUUCCAUUGCCACCACAGUGUAAAUUAAUAGUGACUACAUCACGAUCAGAUCUGACUUGUCAUUCAUUGUCCAAAAGAGCAGAUGUGAAGAUUGUGCACGUCAAAAAGCUUUUUGAAUCACAGCAGAAACAACUGAUCUUAAUGGAAAAUAUGAAACAUAAUUACGAGAAAUUGAGCAAACAUAACUUAAAGCAAGUUUUAGACAUUAAAUUAACGGACAAACCAUUAUUUCUCCGACUUUUGGCAUCUGAGAUGUCGUGCUUCAAUGUCUUUACCAGCCUGAAUGAAUAUCUGGAUGAUCAUUAUGAACUAUGUAGUGUUCGUGAAUUCUGGAUUAAGAGUUAUAAACGCUGGGUAGAUGUAUAUAACUGGAGAUUAGACUCACCAUUUGAUGGAGAUAGUUGUACAGACGAAGAACGAGAAACAAUGGGUUGGGUUCCAGAUGUUUUACGACUUAUUGUACUGUCUAGGAAUGGUUUAACACAACGUGAAAUUCUGUCGUUAUUAUAUCAGUUAGGAUAUAAAGGAAGAAGAACAGUGUCUAUGUUAGAUUGGUUAGCUGUACGAGAAUGUUUAGGAUCAAGUUUAUGUGAAAUAAAUGGUUUACUCAAGUUUUCUCAUCAACACCUCAUAGAAGUAGCAGAAUAUAAACUUUUCAAAAGUGUAAAACAAGCUGCUGGUGAAAUACGACCAACAGAAGAUACAAAUCAAAAGAGAAUACUUCAUCAACAUUUAGCCAUGUAUUUUAUUGAACAACCAUUUUCUCACAGACAAUUAGAGGAGUUGCCAUGGCAACUAAUGAUGGCUGGCAACUUUGACAGUUUAAUUCAAAUUUUAACACAUGACAGAUAUUUACUCAGUCUGUUAGAUGAAUAUAUGAAAAAUCCGUCUGAUCGGUUAAAUUUGAUGUAUUAUUGGAAGGUUUUGGUUAAAAGUGGCUACAGUCCUGUUUAUAUUUAUACACAAUAUCUAGCAUCUCUAGGAUUAACGACACUAGAUAUUGAUCAUCAGUCAAAUACUAAUAUCUCCUUUGAUGAAGACAAUGCUGACAUCAAAGAAAUAAAUGCUUAUAUCAGUAAUAAAAUAAAGACAUCACUGGGGGACCGGGAACUGUCAGUUAUUGAAGAAAAUGAAAAUGAAGAAGUUAAAAGUCAAACAGACAAGACAUUGUCAAGUUGUAGUGGAAGAAUAACAAAUGACUCUUGUGUUGCUGAUGAUGAAGAAGAGGAUGAUGAUGAUGAUGAAAAUAAAGUUUCAAGAACACAAACAAAGCUAACAUUAUGUCAGUUAGUUUCAUUAAGCUGGCAUGUAUCACAGUUAUUAUUAGAACUAGGUUAUCAAAAUACUACUUUAAAAAUAUUAGUUGCUCUUGCUGAUUAUCUCCAUAAGAAUUAUCCGUUUGGAUUAUUUGAACAAUUAAUCUAUACCCGUAGUUUGGAAUGUGUGGGUAAUUUGUAUCUGGUUAACGGUGAUAAUACAGAAAGUUAUAUAUAUUAUAAAAAAGCUUUAAGAGCUGUGUUAGAAUUAAGUGAUGGUGAUGAUGAAAGAUUAUAUGAAAGCGAGAUACAAAUGCUCAAAGGUAAUAUGUUAAAUCAACUAGGUAAAAUAUAUGUUAUUAUGUUAUAUUAUAGGUAA